AUGUCCUCUCCCAAAGACUCUCAAGAAUGGACACAAGUCUCGCGCAAAUCUCGCAAGAACAAAUCCAAGUCCACAAAAUUCAACCAAGAUUCAUCUUCCUCUCACUCACACAUCAAUGCCAACCCUGUGGUUCCAAAUACCGAAAACCUGUAUUCUCCAGCCGAGCUUGAAGCAUCGUACAGACGCCAUCGCGAGCGCUGGGAGUCUGAACCAUCCUGCACAAAGGUGCGCGACAUCAUUUCGAAUAAAGCCUCCGGCCUCAAAAGAAUUAACCGUGCAGUGAAUUUCGGCGUUGGCACGUUUGAUCCAAAGGGGGCGAGUGACCCCAGGGCCUCAUUCGUGCAGCUCGCUGCUUUUGACAUCAUUGUGGAAGAACUGGAGAAAAUUACAGGUAAAAAAAUCGAAACUUAUAUUCAAGAUCCCAUGUUCAGUGCCUCCGAUAAGACCUUCCUCGGCAACCUGGGACAUGCUGUCGUUGAAGAACCAGCAGGAAACGACCUUGUCACCCCGACCACUUUCUUCUUCGGUGUUCAUCUGUACAAGGGCGUCUACAAAGAAGCAUUUGCAAAGCAUCUCCCUGCUCUCUUCAUUGGAACGGGAUGGGAUGCCUGGGAGAGUAUGAUGACCUCAGAUGGUCUUGACGAGAUUCAGGAGAUCCAAAAGACGUACGAGCGUUCCGAGUUCCCAGAGGAGAAGCACGACACGGUGUUUUCUACAACGACUAUUUACUGGAAGGCUACGGAUGAGGCUAAGGAGGAAGAGGAGAUCAAGGAGGGAGGAAAGAGUAAGGGAAAGGUGAAGGAGGAGAGUGACAGUGCCGAAAACAAAGAGAAGGAUGAGGAUGAGCUGUCUAAGAAACUCGAGUCGACUACUAUCUCUGAAUAA
Fusarium coffeatum is the source of this 885-nucleotide messenger RNA. RefSeq lists its product as uncharacterized. The record is from RefSeq and is a predicted model, not a curated record. The transcript is spliced from 3 exons. Bases 1 to 885 code for a protein of 294 amino acids. Lineage: Eukaryota; Fungi; Ascomycota; Sordariomycetes; Hypocreales; Nectriaceae.